Rotaria socialis is the source of this 1338-nucleotide messenger RNA. The record is from the annotation of a GenBank genome assembly. Lineage: Eukaryota; Metazoa; Rotifera; Eurotatoria; Philodinida; Philodinidae.
AUGUGUUUGCUUUUUAUUAUAACUUUUUGUGUUGUAAUUUCAAUUUAUCAAUAUUAUUUUGUACUAAAUCUACCAUUACAAUCAACAUUGUUGACAUCAACAAAACUAAAAAAUGAUAAAUUUAGAAUUUUACCAAAUGAAUAUUCAUCGAUAUGGUUUAAAAAAAAUUGCUUCAAAAUAAAGCAACGUUCAGAUAACUUAGCUGUAGGUAAUAUUCCAAAAUAUUUAAAUAAUGCUCGUUUAUCAACAAAUCAAAUUUGCCAAGAUUUUGUUCAAAAAUUUGACGCAAUAUUUCGUCUUGAAGAAAUUCAUGGUCCAUUAAAAAUAUCACCAGUUUAUUUACAGAAAAUCAAUCAAUAUUUUAAUAAAGACGCAAAACUUGUCGAACAAAUCAAAAAUCAACGUAUAAUUAAAAUUUACAAUCGUCAUACACAUGAAGAGAUGUUAUAUAAUUAUAUGCGAAGUCGACGUCCACAAACUAAAAGUGAACAAUCCGCCGAAACUUAUACGUUGCAAUUGAUGGAAGAAAGUAAAAAAAAUUGUGACUUUUGUGGAAAAAACUAUCUUAAUUCAACAGCUGAAGAUGCAUUUGGACGUCUAGAACAUUCUCUUUCAUAUACUGCAGCAAACACCUUUAAAUAUGAUCGUUGGCAUACAUUAAUUGUAUCCCGCAAUCAUGAUACAUUACAUCUAACAGAAGAUGAAAUCGGUGAUAUGUUCAAAUUAGCACAAGAAUGGUUUCAAAAAGCUUAUUCAAUUGAAUCAAUGUAUACAUGUCCAGAAAUGAUUUGGGAUGCAAUGCCUAAAAGUGGCGCAUCACAAGUACAUACGCAUCUUCAAGUUAGUUUAGGUUACGAUAUUUACUAUGGAAAUAUUGAACGAAUACGACAAGGUGCUCGUCUUUAUGCACAAAUGAAUAAUGGAAAGAAUUAUUUUAAUGAUUAUGUAUAUAUUCAUCAAGCAUUAGGUUUAACAAUACCGAUUGGAAAUGUUCGUAUAAUAAUUCAUCUUACACCAAUUAAAGAUCUUGAAGUAAUGAUUCUUGGCGAAAGACUUGAAAAAGACUUUUACGAAGCAUUAAAUCUCAUCUUUCGAGUUUUUGUUGACGAUCUUAAUGAACUUAGUUUCAGCCUAGGCAUGCAUUUGCCACCAAUGAAUGAAUCAAAUGCAAAUGGUCAUGAAAUGCCCGUUAGCUGUCGUCUGCUUUUUCGUAAUCCUGUAACUAAUUUACGAGGAGAUAUGAAUGGACUUGAUUUAUAUACGAGCUCUGUCAUCGGUAAAGAUCGCUAUGUAUUAUAUCGACAAUUAAAAGAGGGUAUAACUAAACGUCAAAAAUAG